GGUUCUCAAGUGAGAUGUUAAGUGUUCAGUCCAAAGACCUUUUUGAGAAAUAAUAUUGCUGCUGUUUCAAUCCAAAACGGUUCUGCUAAUAUGGUGUUUAUUAUCGUCUUAUAAUGAAACAAAGAGGAAUUAUGAGUACUGCUUAAUUGGCGAUGUACAUGUGCUGCCUGGUACAAGGCUUCUGGUCAAGGCCACCUAUGACCCUAAAGCUAUGGAAACACCAGGUUGAGGUCAGUGCAAGGUCACUUAGGGUCAAGGUCGGUUCAGAGUUCAGCGUCACAUGUGAUGGAUCUGCAGUGGGCAGCAAUGUUGACCCGCAUUUAAGGUGGUACGGAACGAACAAAUGGUGGAUAGCUAACAAAGGAAGACAUGAACGAGUUCAUAUCGAUCACUCCCUAUCCCGACGGUUCCUGAAGCUGAACAUCAGACAUGUAAUCACCAUCGACGCCGGCGUAUAUACCUGUCGGGGAUGGAUGGGCCAAGGACAUGGGUGGGACCACGCGAGGAUAACCCUAGUCGUCGAUGACACGGAAGCCGGCAACCCGAAACCGAAUAUUCGCCCAUCACGGCCAACGACGCAACAGGCCACAGCUCAUAGUAACGCUGUGUACAGGAAGUUGACGACGUACCUACCGCCAAUAAGAACAUAUUCCAAUAUCACAACGAAAUCAGAGAUGAUGCUGAACGUGACUAAUGCACGUGUGUCAGACACCGGUUGUCGGUCCCCGAACCAUCCGUGUGGGAGUGGAGAGUGCAUCGACACGAGGUCCGUAUGCGACGGCAAUCCGGACUGCCCUGAUGGAAGCGAUGAGUCCAAUUGCAGUUCCAUUGUCUGCACGGAGGGGACGACGGCGUGUCCACAGGGAAAGGGUUGCCUGCUAUCGGAGCAUAUCUGCGACGGCCGACCACACUGUCCUGACGGCUGGGACGAGUCGGCGAUAUUCUGUGGAAAAUAAUAUAUUUGUCUGGUUCCCUAACUUUGUUGAAAUAAAUUUAAGCAAGGAUAGGACAAGUUACUCAGACUUACUCAUAAUGUGGACAUAUGAGUUAUAUGAUACACUUCUGACAGUAACGUUGCGUUGUAAAACGAUCGGGUGACUGCUGGACAUUAUAAUUAGUACUAGCGUGAGUGCAUGAAACGUGAAUGGCACAACUACGACUACACAGAGCUGAUCAAUGACUUGUCCGUUAUUUACAAACUUUCUAUUAGUACACGCAUUAUUAUAAAUAGUGUUUUGUAUUAUUACAUUGUUUAUUUCUUUUGUUUGUAAUUGGCGAUCAUAUUAACAUAUUUAUGAACGGUGAGUCAAAUACAAAAAUUGUUAUAUGUCGGAUAUUUGAAUACAAUAAUCUAAUUUAACAUAACAGGAAAUUAUCAUUCGAACUUGACAAAGUGCUAUACGAACUCUCAAACGCUUCGUAAAAUGUCCUCAAUUUUCGUUAUAAACCGUUUUGUAAAAUUUAACAUAAGUAUCAAUAUUAAGUAUCUCGACUUGCAUAAUGAAUAUAAACAACCAGAGUAAAUUUAAUUUAUAUAAAAAUAAUAUAUUUAACGAACUUCACACAAUGUAUUAAGAACGAUCAAAAUGUUCAAGAUAACAAAUAUGCACCGAAUACAUAAGUUAUAAUAUCGAUGUACUCGAACAAUCUGUAUUAACUAAAUCAUACAUUUUCGAGGAACGCGCGUGUGUAAAAAAAAAUCACCUCUGGGUAAUUAUAUAAUUUGAUAACUGUGAAAACCAAGGUCGGUUAACUAAGCCGAAAAAUAUUAUAAGAUUCCACAAUGUUCUUGACCUAACGAUUAAAAAGAGAACAUUAAAUUAAAUUGACUUUCGUCAUACACUCGAUAGUUCAACAGGAACUUCAGUUUCAACACCUGCAUUGGUUUCAUUGACUGCAUUAAUGAAUUGAAAUUUAGACUUACAGUAAAUUUCCAAAUGGUUGUAUUUUAUAUUAUCACAAUAAAAGAUAUUUGAUUCCAUAAACAAUA
Dreissena polymorpha is the source of this 1990-nucleotide messenger RNA. RefSeq lists its product as uncharacterized. Bases 153 to 956 code for a protein of 267 amino acids. NCBI's taxonomy places the organism in Eukaryota, Metazoa, Mollusca, Bivalvia, Myida, Dreissenidae. Gene Ontology annotation, molecular function: protein binding. The record is from RefSeq and is a predicted model, not a curated record. Gene Ontology annotation, cellular component: plasma membrane. The transcript has 6 exons.